Messenger RNA from Gekko japonicus, 808 nucleotides. RefSeq lists its product as uncharacterized. The transcript has 8 exons. The record is from RefSeq and is a predicted model, not a curated record. Lineage: Eukaryota; Metazoa; Chordata; Lepidosauria; Squamata; Gekkonidae. Gene Ontology annotation, cellular component: microtubule plus-end; mitotic spindle; centriolar satellite. Bases 1 to 762 code for a protein of 253 amino acids. Gene Ontology annotation, biological process: spindle organization; regulation of attachment of spindle microtubules to kinetochore; mitotic sister chromatid segregation.
AUGUGCAGUGAGAAGUCCAGGAUCCCUGUUUUCCGUUUCCGAGAACCCAAAGUGAUCAAUGUUCCUGAAGAGCGACAACCAUUGCUUCCUUCAAAAAGGUAUCUCAACAGCAGUGCCAACGUAGAACCCUGCAGAGAUCGUGCUUUUGUGUUUGGGGCAAAGGCUCCGGAAAAUAUUGCCUUCAAAGAGGCAACUCACUGGGUCACGAAGAUAGUGCCGCCACCCCCCAAGAAAGCAACUGUACAAUGCCCAGUGAGCAGGCACAAGCGGGAAGCAGAGCUCAGGAACAAGAACAAGAUCUUGGAGGCUGCCCGAACAGAAAUGAUGGUCAAGUUAGAGAGAACACAGGGUACUGUAAAGGAGCUGAAGGAGCAGUGUGAGCAUCUACAAAAGGAAAACGAGGAGCUGAAGCAGUUCCAGAAAAGCUGCAUGUUGGUCCUGGAAACUUGCAACUGUCUCUCAGAUGCAGGUAUCACAACUUUGGAAAAGGAGGAGAGGAAGAAAGAACAGGAUGAGAUGAUGGUUUUGACUGAGAAGCUUAAUGCGGACCUGGAGCUGUUCUGCAGAAUGGCUAAAGAGCAGAAAGAUCAUCUCCAAACUGCAAAGAUGGCUUGGAAGCAGGUGGAGGAGGAGCGAAUCCACUUCAGAGAGAAGCAGCAGUGUUUUAGAAGAGAAAUGGAAGAGUUUGCUGCUAUCUUGGAUCAAGAAGAUGAAUUUGUGACAGCAGAAGUGGAAACUCCUGUUCUUUCAGUCUCAAAAUAGGCCUUAGUUGGCUGGGAAUCAAGGACUUACCUAGAACAUUAAUCAU